Molecule: messenger RNA, 2712 nt
Organism: Nothobranchius furzeri (turquoise killifish)
Lineage: Eukaryota; Metazoa; Chordata; Actinopteri; Cyprinodontiformes; Nothobranchiidae
Product: RCC1 and BTB domain-containing protein 1
Molecular function (GO): protein binding
Source: RefSeq, a predicted model, not a curated record
AAGAGGUCAGGAAUUGGGAACGUUUACCAGUUGAGAAUAUUGAUGGGACACAUGAAAAUAAGUAAAUGAAUAAAAGCUACUUAAAUAAUUUAUUUGCUGAGUAGAAAAUAAGUUGACUGCUUAAAACUGUGUACUAACUCCGCCUUCUCCGGCCACAAAAUGCGAAGGUGUUAAAUGGAGCGGACCCGGCUUCAGUCUGGCAGUUAGAGCACAGAAAGUAAAACUAGUGGGUUUUGGCUGACCUUAACCAUAACAAUGUCUUUGUAAACUCGUUAGAGGAAACCACGGCUUCAGGGACAGACCUAUCACACUGAUUUGUGAAGGAGGAACUGGCACCAUCAACGCCCUGUCCCCCACCCCACCCCCAUGCCAUGGCCUGAUCUAACCUGACUGAGGUUUGACCUUUGACCCGGCGUCCUUGCUGCAGACUCGUGAUGGUGGAUGUAACCAAGUGGCCCAUUUUCAGCCUGAUGGGGCCAGAGGAUCUCUCUUCCAUAAGGAAGGCGUGUGUUUUUGGCUCGUCUGGAAAUGAGGCCAUCUACAUCACCCACGAUGAUGAGGUGUAUGUGUUUGGGCUGAACUGCAGCAGCUGUCUGGGUACAGGGGACACCCAAAGCACCAUAGUACCAAAGAAGCUGGACAUCCUGGGAGGCAGGAAGGUGGUGAGCCUGAGCUAUGGUAGUGGUCCUCACAUUCUGCUGGCCACAGAGGACGGGGCGUUAUUUGCCUGGGGGCAUAACAACUACAGCCAACUUGGAAACGGGACGACCAACCAAGGUGUGGCUCCGGUGACUGUUUCUGCCAACCUGCUGAAUAAGAAGGUCACAGAGGUGGCCUGUGGCUCUCACCACUCCAUGGCUCUGACUGACUCAGGAGAAGUGUACGCGUGGGGCUACAACAACUGUGGUCAGGUAGGCUCCGGCUCCACAGCCAACCAGCCCACGCCUCGCAGAGUGUCCACCUGCCUGCAGAACAAGGUGGCUGUCAGCAUUGUCUGCAGUCAGACCUCAUCUCUAGCUUUGGUGGACAAUGGAGAGGUCUACGGUUGGGGCUACAACGGAAAUGGGCAACUCGGACUCGGGAAUAACGGGAACCAGCUCACACCCUGUCGACUCGGUGGCCUGCAAGGUGUUUGUGUUCAGCAGAUAGUCUCCGGCUACGCCCACUCUCUGGCACUGACAGACAAGGGGUUGCUCUACGCGUGGGGAUCCAACACCUAUGGACAGCUGGGCACCAGCAACAAGAGCAACCAGCUGAGUCCGAUUCAGAUCAUGACUGAUAAAGAGAGAGUCGUCGAGGUUGCCGCCUGUCACUCUACUCACACAUCGGCCGCUAAGACCCAGAGUGGUCAGGUGUACAUGUGGGGUCAGUGCAGGGGCCAGUGUGUGGUGCUGCCUCACCUCACACACUUCACCUGCACAGACGAUGUGUUUGCGUGCUUCGCCACCCCUUCAGUCAUGUGGCGACUUCUGUCCACGGAACACGAGGACUUCUUGACUGUGGCCCAGUCCCUAAAGAGGGAGUUCGACAACCCAGAGACCGCUGACCUCAAGUUGUGCAUUGAUGGUAAAUACAUCCAUGUCCACAAAGCGGUUCUCAAGAUCAGGUGUGAACACUUCAGAUCGAUGUUCCAGUCCCACUGGAACGAAGACAUGAAGGAGGUGAUAGAAAUCGACCAGUUCUCCUACUCAGUCUACCGCUCCUUCCUCGAGUUCCUCUACACGGAUAAUGUGGAGCUUCCUCCUGAGGAUGCCAUCGGGCUGCUGGAUCUGGCCACGUCGUACUGUGAGAACCGGCUCAAAUGUUUGUGUCAGCACAUCAUCAAGCGGGGCAUCACAGUGGAGAACGCCUUUUCGAUGCUGUCGGCCGCCGUGCGCUACGAUGCAGAGGACUUGGAAGAGUUCUGCUUCAAGUUCUGUGUGAACCACCUGACUGAGGUGACCCAGACUGCUGCUUUCUGGCAGAUUGAUGGCAACCUGCUAAAAGACUUCAUAUGUCGAGCCAGUCGCUGCGGAGCCUUCAAAAACUAGCGCUCGACUGAAGGAUGUUGCUGAGAGUCUCUAGAAACCUUAAUCUUACAUUCACCACUGGCAGGUUUUCUUUUGAUCUGAAUCCUUAGAACAUUUAGAAUGUGUGUGUGUGUGUGUGUGUGUGUGUGUGUGAGCUGAACUUACAUGCUGACUGCUAGCAGCUGCUCCCCUCGGUGCCUUUUGCCUGUUAAUCUGCACAUAUUGUGUGAACUAGGAAGCACCCUGCUGCGUAUAAAAUUUUAUAUUUGAAAGAUUUGACUCAUUGGAUAUCUUCUCCAUUUUAGUUUUUUGUGAACAAAUUCCUGUUACCUUUUUCUGACUCUGGAUUUAAGGUGGAGAAAAUUACUAGCGUAGCAAAAAGAAGUUAAACUAAAUCAUACAAUUUGCAGUGUUUUUCUAUUUAGGUCAAUCACAAGUCUGUUACCUGAGUGGUGAAAUGGUUUUAUUAAUAUUAUUAGUGUUUAAAAAAUGUCUCUGGUCUGUUUAUAUCCGCUCAGAAGGAUGUAGCUAUUUUGGGUUCUUAUGUGUGAAAGGGUUUCCAAGUUUUACUCAGUAUUAUUUCAAAGCUUAUUUGUUUUUAUGACCUCUGCAAUGAAGCUUAUUUAGAUUUUAAUGCACGUUAAAAACAACUGAUCUGUUGAUACUGUUAAGUGCCAGUAAAUAUUUGACCUUGACAAUGAAA